Messenger RNA from Diachasma alloeum, 3885 nucleotides. RefSeq names its product eukaryotic translation initiation factor 2-alpha kinase. Gene Ontology annotation, molecular function: ATP binding; protein kinase activity; protein binding. NCBI's taxonomy places the organism in Eukaryota, Metazoa, Arthropoda, Insecta, Hymenoptera, Braconidae. Bases 208 to 3099 code for a protein of 963 amino acids. Gene Ontology annotation, biological process: protein phosphorylation. The record is from RefSeq and is a predicted model, not a curated record. The transcript is spliced from 6 exons.
ACCAACCAAACCUCAGCUGAUUUAUCAGGGUUCCUCAUUCCUCCAGUUGUUUUUCAAGUUUAUACUGUUGGAGUCGAGAAAUCCGGAGUGAUACGGGUGAGGUGUCCCGGAGAUUAUCGAAGAAUGUGUAACUGUCGAGUCAGUGGGCAAGCCGACUCCCUGGGGCCCUCGAGUAGUCAAUUAUCGGGCGGAUUUUGAGCUGAAAACAUGUCACUAUGGGCUGGAGCCAGGAAACACUUGAUACUCGCUGUUUUUGCCACUAUUGGUGUCGUCGUCGGCGGGAAUAUUGGAGCGUUGAAUGUUUGCGGGCCCGAUACGUCUGAUGAAACAUUCUCCAGUUUGGUGUUUGUCAGUACUCUAGAUGGAAAUCUGUUGGCUCUCGAUCUGAAUAAGAAUGGAGAGAAAAAAUGGAGCGUUGAUUUCGAGGAUAAACCGAUGCUGUCAUCCAGUAUUCACAAGCGGGAGUUGAAUAAUGACGGGCAUUGGGUGAGGCUGAUUCCCUCCCUGAGCGGAGGGCUAUAUAAAUUUGACGGUGAGAACCUGGAGUCCCUGCGGGUCACCCCCCAGCAGCUCCUGCGCUCGUCAUUCCGUUACUCCGACGAUCUGGUGCUCUCGGGGUCCGGGGAGACCCGGACCUACGGCAUCUCCAGUUCAACGGGGAAGAUCCUGUACCACUGCCACGAGGGCAGCUGCACGAACAUGACGGAGAACGAGAGAUACCUGGAGCAGGACGUCCUCAUAGUCAGGAGGUUUCAAGACACUGUUCGAGCUGCAGAACCUCGAACAGGCCAGGAGAGAUGGAACUACUCAGUUGGACAGCACGAACUAGAGCUCAUCCCCAACGAGAACCAGAAGUGCAACAGUAAAUUGAUCCAAAGGAUGGAGAAUGUCGUAUUGAAGGUGAACAUUCCAGAGGGUCUGAUCUGGGCGGUCAACAAGACGAACCCUGGGAUCAAGUUGUGGCAGUACAAGGUGAACUCCCCGAUAGUGUCGGUAUGGCGAGAGCAUGGAGAACGAAAGGAGAGUGACUAUGGCGACAGCACCAAGAAGCUGACGUCCUUGAAUUUAUUCGAGAGCACCCAGCGGAACUGGGGGAACGAGCACACGGUGAGCCCGGAUAUCUACGUGGGGAUGCACGAUCGUCAGCUGUACAUUCAGGAGAACGUGAAGCAUGUCAAGCUAAUAGGCACUGCGGGCCCCCCUCGGACGUACCCCUGGCGUCCGUACCCAGCCUCUGAGACAGCCCUGGCGAUCCACCAGGAAGACGCCUCCCUUUCGACCGCCCUCUCAGUCCUCUACAACUCUGAAUUCAUCAAUGGCAACGGUUUCUACCUGCACAGCAAAGAGGUCCUGCAGCAAGAGGACUCCAACCAGUGCAACAAGACCCAUGUGCCUCUUCUGGAGGCCCCUGCCCCCCCAGACCCACCCCAGGAGGACCCUUACUCCGAGGAGACCCCAGUCCAAGUGAUAAUCGUCUCCCUCUGGUACUGGUGGAAGGAGGUCCUCAUAAUCUCAAUCACGACAGCCAUUCUCUUGAAUUUCAUGCUGACCCAACGGCUCCUCAAUGCUACCACUCUUGUCAAGGACGCAGUGCUGCCUCCCUUGAUCGUUGAGAGGCCUCUGCCCCCGAAUGGAGCCCCUCCUAAGCCACCUCCAGCCCUAGAUUGCUCGGGAGAAUUCGUCUCCAGAUACUUAACCGACUUCGACCCAGUGGACUGCCUGGGUAAGGGUGGCUACGGUGUAGUCUUCGAGGCGCGAAAGAAGAUAGACCACGUGAACUACGCAGUGAAGAGGAUCACCCUCCCGAACAACGAGGACGCGAGGGAGCGAGUAAUGAGGGAGGUUCGAGCCCUGGCUAACCUGGACCACCAGAACAUCGUUCGAUACUUCCACGCCUGGUUGGAGUGCCCCCCAGCUGGCUGGAAGGAGGAGCACGACGACCUGUACAUCAACAGACAGAAGUUCUCCCCCUCGGAAUUCCCCUCCGAGGUAUCAAUGACACCUUCAAAACCGAAUGCCUCUGUCUGCAUCGACCUCCCAAACAGCGAAAAGUCCUCAGUUGAUUCGGCAUUCGAGGCACUGGAGCUCAACAAGGUCAACGACGAAUCUUCCUUCAUUGUUUUUGACGAGGGGAGUGAUGACUCUGCUGUCACCGAAGAGAUCUACGACUCUGCUGGCAUCACAGAGGCUUCGGGAUCAGCCAAUUAUCCCAGGGGAGACGAUGGUGAUGAUGUUGGAGAAGAGUCAGAGUCUAUAGUCUUUCGGAACACCUGCAGCUCUGCGAAAAUCGUCGAUGAGGUCGACAAGAGUGAGAGGGACAAGAGGAAAGCGUCCCUGUCGCUGAACCUGGGGCAGAGGUCCACGAGGAAAAUCCCCAGAAUGUUUCUGUAUAUUCAGAUGCAGCUGUGCCACAGGGAGAGCCUCAGGGAGUGGAUGAAGCGUCAGACGCAGGACAGAAAUCCUGACAAUGUCGAGAGUAUUUUCCAGCAGAUUGUGGAUGGGGUUGAGUACGUUCACCUUCAUGGGCUCAUCCACAGGGACUUGAAGCCCUCGAACAUAUUUUUUUCUUAUGACAAGAAAGUCAAGAUUGGGGACUUUGGACUCGCCACUGCCAUGACUGAGGGCUGGGAGGAGCCCAGGACCCCCAAUGGGGGCGAGGGCGUGGGGAAUGGUCUGCACACGGCCCAUGUGGGGACACAUCUCUACAUGGCACCUGAGCAGAUGAAUGGACAGGUUUAUAAUUAUAAGGUGGAUAUUUACUCGUUAGGGAUCAUUUUGUUCGAGUUGUUGAGCCCCUUUGGGACUGAUAUGGAGAGGAUGAUGGCCAUCUUGGAUCUGAGGAAGGCGAUUUUUCCAGGGGGGUUUGGGGAGAAACAUCCCAGGGCGAUUGAACUUCUGAGGAUGAUGCUGGAUGAAAACCCUGGGAAGAGGCCCACCACUCUGGGGGUCAAGGCGAGACCACCGCUGGCGAAGAGUGAGUGGAGGGUGGAGAACGUGGGGGACGAGGGCAAGUGGCAUUUUGAUCUGCCACAGAUCAGCAGACAUUCUUCGGUUAAUAAUAGCAGUAGUGGAGAGUCUUGGGAUAUUAGUGCGUCUUAGUUGCGUGAGGGACGUGGGGGUGGACAUGUUAUUGAGGGGAGGAUGUAAGAGUGAAUUAACGUUUAUGGGAAUGGGGUUCUGGAGAGUAGAGAUUACUCUAAGAUUUUUUGAAGGGGAAUCUGUUGACGAAUUGAUUCAUCAAGAGAAUGGGAGAAGAGAUGAGUUUUAGAAGUAUUGAAAGUUUAUUUCCCGAAAAUGUGUAGAAGGCUGAGAUUUACGGCAAAAUGUGAAAAUAUAUUUUUUGUAGCCUAUUAAAUUCUCUACAAAAAAUAUCUUUCAACAUUUUCCUCUAAACCCAAUCGUUCGAGAGUUACUCACAAAAGAAUGAUCAGAAACUUCGUCACUCAUCUCUAUUCCUUUCUCUCCAGUAGAAUAAAUGGCAUGAAAGUUCCGAGAAUUUACAUUUAAUUUACAAAUGUUAAGUUUUAAUACUUAAGUUCACCAAACUCAAUUGUACCAAUUAUUAAAUUCCAGUUAAUAAUUAAAAAAUUAUUGUUAUCACAGUUGUAGAUUAAGGAUGAGAGAAUGGGGAACGAGUACAACACUCCAGUGAUGAUAACUGUAUUCACUAAUGCGAAUUCUUGUGAUGUUUUUUUGCGAAGGAGUGCGACAAGGCUGUCCUCAAUUUUUAUGUAAAUACAAUGAACCAAGAUAUAACUUAAUUUUUUUAUAAUAAAGAUCAUAAUAUCAAUUGUAUCUCAGUAAUGAUAAAACAUCACUUUGUAUUUUCAAAGUAUUUAUUGAUUAAAUCGAAAUCAUUGAAGUUCGAUGAUUUCUGCAGUGAGA